AUGCCUGGCUCAGCCACACCCCCUCUUUGCCUCUUCCCCUCUUUGCCUCUCUCCCUCCUUUCCCCAAGCGACACAACAAUUCCGGCGCGAGGCUUCCUCGGCAGCCAGCCAGAACUCUCGACUUACAAACGCAGAUAUGGGAUCCUGAGGGACAUUUCUGAACCGCGGCUGCAACGAUCAUCUUUUGCUGUCAGGACGCUCCGGCUCGCAAAUGGUGCUCGUUACCUCGACAUGGCACUUUGGGAGGGGUUGAAGCUCCUCGACGAAGGGGUAGACUUGAUUGAGGAAGUAUGGGACCGAUCCGGGCAUGGUACAGCGUGGCAAUCUGUGGUGCUCAAUAGCCUAGAGUUUCAAAGCACCUGUGGUUCUGCCAAGCGAGCGAUACUGGAUCUGGAGAGAAAAGUCUAUGAUGACGUUCUCAGUGAACUCCAGCGCGGCAUGGUUGAUUCUACGAAAGAGAUCUACUACGCACAACUCAUAGACCGGGUGAAGGAGGUGUGGUGUGGCAUCAAGAAUGCUUAUAAAAUGGUUACCUCAACUUAUCACCGCAUGUUCGGUGAGGAAAAGAGAAGGUCGGAGGUGGAGGCAAAGCCAGGCCAUGAGAGCGUACAGGAAGACGAUACGCACAAAUCGUCAUAA
Messenger RNA from Lasiosphaeria miniovina, 639 nucleotides. RefSeq lists its product as uncharacterized. The coding region runs from base 1 to 639 and encodes 212 amino acids. Lineage: Eukaryota; Fungi; Ascomycota; Sordariomycetes; Sordariales; Lasiosphaeriaceae. The record is from RefSeq and is a predicted model, not a curated record. The transcript is spliced from 5 exons.